AUAUAAUAUUUGUGCGCACGCAUAUGCUUUUUAAGGUCAAGUAUUACACUGAAGUCAUGGCUUCAGUUUGCCGAUGAACAUGCUGCAUGGUAUGUGACAAGCGAGUUGAUCAAUGGCAGUGUUGGUCUGCCUAAACCAGUACAAGUUUCUACCUCAAAUGUGAAAAGCAACAUUUCAAGUGUUAUCUUUCAAACUCAGGGAUUAGUUUGUUUUUUCAAUGUAUUGGACAAAACUAUUGAUUUGAAAUACGGGUUCUCCAUCUUAUCCAGCAGAGUCUAUGGAUAUCGAGUCAGAUAAUUCCGAUACGGGUCCACUCAAACGUAGGAGACGUGACGAUGACCAAAGUUCUAACGAUUCAUCCAAUAUUGGCAUACCAACAUGUAUAGUCACUCCAACCUCAAACGGUAAAAGCGAUGAUGAAGAUGAUGAGGCAAGAUUUAUUCCAAGCAGAAAACGCAGGGAAUUUAUCCCAGAAACUAAUAAGGAUCAAUGUUACUGGGAAAAAAGACGCAAAAACAAUGAAGCAGCUAGAAGAUCUCGAGAGAAAAGACGUAUACAAGAUGUUGUCUUAGAAAAUCGCAUUAUAGAGCUUAGUCGCGAUAAUCUUGGGUUAAGAAACGAGUUGUACGCCAUCAAGAAAAAGUUUGGAAUACCCCUCAACGAAACAUUUCAACUGGAUGAAAAUGAGAAGGAAAGUCAUUCCGAGAAGGCUAGAUUGUAUUCUUUAAAUGCUCCAAUGGCACCACAAAUGCCAGGAUAUAUGAAUUCCCAAAUAACGAACUCUCGCUGUGCACCAGUAAUGCCUUUAUCAUCCCAGUUAUCUGUAAGACUGCCUCCAGUUCAAGAUAGUUAUCCUCCAAAAACAUUACCGUAUUUAUUUGCUCCUACCUCUGAUCAGUAUGUGACCAAUUCGAUAGCAUCUACAAACUCAUCAAUUAAUUCCAGAUCUGAAAAAGACGUUUCUGAAUACAGUCCCAAACAAGCAGCGUACAAUCACUCGGAACUUAAUGAAGAAAUCAUGCGAAAGCAGAUGAAAAUGAAUUAUGAACAUAUCAUGGCAAACAAACAUUCAGAAUAUGAAUCGGAUGUUCGCAACACAGCUGAAAAACAUGAAUCCAUGUUCCGAUAUCAUGACUCUGGAAACAGCCUGCCUCCUCAGGAAAAACCAUCUCAUUCAUUUUCAACCAAUCCUACCUCAUCACAAAUGUCUAUGGCAGCCUACUGUCAGUCUCGUGAUAGAUCAAAUAGUUUAACUUCACGCGCAUCAGGGCUGCAACACGAGUCUCGUGAUAGAUCAAAUAGCUUAACUUCACGCGCAUCAGGUCUGCAACACGAGUCUCGUGAUAGAUCAAAUAGUUUAACCUCUCGCACAUCAGGGCUGCAACACGAAGACCUUUCAGAUGACUACUCUCAGGAUCAACCAUUAUCUCUCACUGUUAGACGUCGAACUAACAGUUUCUCAGGAAAUGACAGCUCAAAUUCCAUAUCCUCACCAGGAAGUCCAGUUUCUAACAGUCCCCCAGCCAUGGCAUUACCUCAUAAACUACGACACAAGCUACCUACAGAUACUAAAAACCAUUCUCCUUUCAAAGACUAUGGAAGUAAUUACUAUCUAAGUGGACUAACGCAGCUUUCCGAGAUUGCGCUAGCUCAGUCAAACCCUCUACCUCUUGUAAAACGACCAUCUCAAGAUGACGAACGAAACGAUACAAAUUCUUCAGGGAGUGGAAAUAACAGUAAUCCUAGAGCUUUAAUUGAUCCCAGGUAUGUCGAAAGACGUAAACGAAAUAAUGAAGCAGCAAGAAAAUGCAGGGAAAACAGAAAAACACUCACAACGCUGCGUGAGGUGAAGUCCAGUUAUCUAGAAAAUGAAAACGGGAAACUUAGAGAAGAACUUGAUGUAUUACAGGAUGAAAUGAAAAGGCUACGAGAUCUCGUUGAGAAAAAAAGAGGUAUCAGGUCUGACCAUAAGGAUGGUAGCAGCAGUCAGUCUAGUCCCGAAAGCGAGUCUCAACAGGGAAAUUGAAACAGAAUAAUGAUGAACGCCAAGAAAAACGGUAGCCAGAAAGUUUUCAGGUAUAUCAACUUUCAUUAUGAAAGAGUAAUAUUUUUAGAGGCAUCAAAGAAACUUGAUUGAUUUAUUUACCUCGACGAUUUUGUGCAUCACUAUAAACGUCUUUAAUUGAAUUAUAUAUCCAUUUGUACAUAAGCAUAUACUAUAUUUAGAACUUGUGAAUUUUAUUUCUAUCUUCAGAUUAGUUUUUUUCUUCAUUGUUUCUUUAUUCCGUUUUGUAUACAAUAUUCGGAGAAUGACUUGAUGUUGAUCGGGUUUUAACUUUACGGGUGUAGAAGUUCAAGAAGAUAUUCAUAUAUCACUGUUUGAUAUUUACAUUAUAUAUUAAAGAGAGGCGGAUUAUAUAUAUAUAUAAUUUUUUUUAUCUGUAAUGUUUUUUUUAAACACAUUAUUUAUUGUUUUGUGACGGGUGAAAUCAGGGAAAUAUUAAAUAUGUUUAUUACAAUUCAAAUGAUAAUAUUUGAAUGUAAAAUGAAAACAAGUAUUUGAGGUUUUUGUUAUCCACUGGAAGUGAUGGGAUCUUAUAGCCCAAUAUCUAGUGUCGACCACUUGAUUGAAACUCAUGUCAUUUUAUAUUCCAAUACGAGCCACAGCCUUACCAGUCUUUGGCUACGAAAUGUCUUAUAGAAAUAGUAAUGUCAGAGCAAUUUUUCAGGAAUAACCCGUUACUCAUAUCUAAUUUUGCGAAACCCUAAUGUAAUGAUUACAAUGGCAAAUAUAUAAUUUGUUAUGGCUUUAUGACAUCAAAGUGACAUCACAACUGACAUUUUUGCUCUAAAGAGUCAAGAUUGUACCAUUCCAUUCUUUUUUUCAAAAUAAAAAAUGAAACCGACUUUGACAGGAUCUUACCAUACCUCAACCUGAACUGUAAUAAUACCUCUAUAUUUGGGCAUUUAAUAUUUUCGUGAAUAGGUUGGUGUUUAGCCUAUUUAAAAUAACAGCUAUAUAGCUUUGUCGCUGCAAGAAAAAGCACAACAGUUCGUGUGAUUAAUCUGUAGUGGCUUUUAGUUCCUUCUUUAUGAGAAAGUCCCUACCAUUUCGGCCACCCUUGAAAUAAAAAUGCAGUCUACACUUGUUGAAGCUAAAUGGUAUUAGAAAAUUCUUGGUUAUCAUAUUAUUUUCUUUUUUGCAUGUAUACUAAACGUGAAAAUUGUGCCAUAAAUGUAGGUGAGACAUGCAAGAUGUUAUUGAAUAAAAUAAAGCCGAUCAAAAGAAUUUGAUCUAAACAAGAAUUUCUGUACGAUUCGUCCCAUCUUGAAAACGUUUGUAUAGAAGAUCCUCAAGUGUGAACACGGAAGAUUUGUUACAUCACAUAAUAGUACAACGAAUAGUACAACGUAGAAAUGUAUAACCUAAGGGCAUUCCACUUAUAACUAAAUCCAAUGAACUUUACUGCCAAAAAUAUGUUACGGGAGUUUUAAAGGGAGAUUUGAGGGGUUUACAUUGAAAGGUAUUGAAUAUCGUUAACAAUUUUCUACUGAGACAUUUAAGAAAAGUGGUAGCACCAACGAAAUUAUUUUGUCGUGUAUUCGAAUAAAAUGCUAAAUGAGAUAUAUAUAUAUGUCAAUUAGACAAAAACAUCAAGAUAUAAGAAAUUGUCAUAAUUAUAGAAAAUACAUAAACUGUUGGCAUUUCUGGUUUUAAUGUAUCAUGGUCUGCAUAUCUGUUAUUCAGGAGAUCAUUGUGUUCUGAUAGUAUAUUCUUCCACGUUUCCGGUAUUCUUGUAUGUCUCACUUAAAAUUGUAAUUUAUUUGAAUUUUUACAUAUGUAGUGUAUAUGUAUUUAAUGUGAGUAUGUGUUUUGUGAGUCAAAGUUUUGUUACAGAAAAACGAACUUUAAUCUUGUUAUAACUUACAUAUUUUGUACUAGUGCUAAAUUGUCUUAAUGUGAUUAUCAUUUUCAUUCAUGAAACUGAAAAAAAACUAUAUCAAUAUGUCUUCACUGCUGAAUAAUUUGGCAAAAAAAUGUUUGGCGUGUCAAUUAUUUUAAUUUGAUAAUCAAACUAGCAAUUUGACUGCUUUUAAAAAAAUUUGUUAGUUUUAAACGGCUAUGUUUGUUUUUACUUAAAAGUAAAAUCUCCAAGAUUUAAAAUUUUCAAUUUUUGAAAAGUAAAGUUUGUUUGAUCAUGAGUUUGUAAAUUUUUGUUUUAAGUAAAUAUGUUUUAUUUUAUUCAGACAUAUAUAUUUGUCAUUGAAAUUUCAUGUGCCAUAUGUUCUGCCGUUGCCAUAUAUACAUAAACAUUAUUUAUUUUUAUACAAAUGUCAUGUAAAAGACCUUUAGUAAAAUUGGUAUGAACUCGACUCGUAUGUACAUUUAUUUUACUGGGCUUUGAUAACUUUACUAAAUUGAAAUUUAUUUUCUUUACUGCUACACAGGAACAAACAAAAUUGCUUAAUAGCAAAUGACAUUUAACGAUGAUUCUUGUAUAGCUUGUUAAUUAUAUGACUGUAACCUAACUAUCUUUAUUUAAACAUGAGUUAAUUUUUAACUUUUGAAAACAAUUCAUGGGUAAUGUUUUCCUUUUUUGUUUCGUAUAUAAUAGAAUGAGAGUAUGUUGAGGUAUUUUGGUGAUGUUGUAUAUUUCGUAUGAUUGCAAAAUGACUUGGCAUUAUAAUAUGUCUUCUUGCAUGUCUUUAUAUUCUCGCUUUCGUUUGACUGAAACUUUAUACAGAUUCACAUCAACUAACUGAGCAAUGGGAUAACCGAGGUUCUUUUCUCUAUGUUUAAGGCGGGUCCAAUUUACAAAAUCUGAUUUACGACGAGUUUUCUUGUGUUUUUUCUCUAUUUCAGUAACUUUUUUUUUCAAUUUGAAUGAAUCGGUGAUGCUAAUAUGUUUGCUAUGGUAAGAGUUUUAGUCCUAUUUUUACAGAAAAAUGGGGAGUGAAAGCUAUUUCUAAAUUUAAGAAUAUUUUCUUGUUACCUUACAAUAUAACAUUGAUUUUGAAUGUAUAGUGAUUUUAAAUUUUUGAACAUUAUUGUCUUUUUUCAUACUUUUAAACGUAUUUAUUGUGCUGUUUCUUGUAGUUGACUGGAUGUAAGUUUUUAAGCAAUUCAUAGGCAUGCUAAUCUGGGGUUAUUGAUGGGUUAAUUCAGUUGAACGAAAUUGUAAAUUACUUAAGAAAUAAGAUUCAACGAAGGUCUGGCGUAUCUGGGGGGACAUUUCGUAUUGACUAGAUUAUUUCAUUUACACAUUGGACGCGUUAUUUCUAUUGCAGAGUAAAAGAUAAACUGAAUUCUUGUAAAAGAUAUGAACAAUUGUUCAUAACACAAAUUUUUUUGGUCACUUAAGGUCUAUAAGAUUGUUGUUAAUUUUUUAGGAAUCAAUUUAAUACUUUCAUCAAGUUAUGAAUAUAUCAAUCAUUUGAUGCUUCUCCAUUCCUAUCAGUUAUUUGGUUUCAAUGUACGUCUAUGACAACACUACAAGAGAAACAUGAGAUGUAUCCACAUUUUCUUGGUUCAGCUAUCUUUUGUCAAAUAUAUAUAAUUGCAAUGUAACCUUAUAAGUUUGAUUUGUGAGACAAUGUUUAAAGUUUGAAGUUAUUCUCAGUUGUAAUCAGGCGAGACAUUUUUUGAUGUCCACUUUGUCCGAUAUGUAUUUUGUUUAACAAAAAAAUCAGUUAUGAGUUAUGUAAGAUUUUCAAAAACAUUUUUUACACACUUUUGGUUAUUUUAAAAUGGUCAAUAAUAAUGUGGCCGUAAAACAUAUGGGUCAGUCACCGUUUUUCCUUAAGUUAAGAACCUCCAUUUAUUUUGCCAUAACUAUUUCAGUAAAUCGUUUAGUUAUUUCAAUAAACUUGUAAUGAAAAAAAGCUUUUACUAGCAUUAUGAUGAUAUAAAAUUGCAUUGCAUGUAGAGUUUUAGGCAAUAUAUGAAAAAUGGUUAAUUUGAAAGGCCCAUUCUAAAUAUAAAGCCUAGACUGUGUGACAAGUGUACACAUGCCUUAUAGUAAAAGUAGCAUUAUUUCAACAUAAAAGAACGUGACCGUAUAUUACCUUCAAACAAACAUAUUUUGGAAAGAUUUUUUCUUUUUGUUUUUAAUUUGCUGCCAGAAAAGUUUAUCUACUACCUCUUGUUUGUAUAUAUCCUAAUAUUAAGUUUAGAUCAGGAAUCUUGAAUAUGUUGUUUAAAUCUUUCUGAAACUACCUCAAUUUGUGGACGAAUAAAUCAGUGCUGUGCUUACAUGUGUCAUAUGAAAUAAAGCUAAAAAGUA
This is a messenger RNA of Mytilus trossulus (common blue mussel), 6284 nucleotides long. Its product is annotated as transcription factor atf-2-like. The record is from RefSeq and is a predicted model, not a curated record. NCBI's taxonomy places the organism in Eukaryota, Metazoa, Mollusca, Bivalvia, Mytilida, Mytilidae. Bases 278 to 2026 code for a protein of 582 amino acids. The transcript is spliced from 3 exons. Gene Ontology annotation, molecular function: DNA-binding transcription factor activity; DNA binding. Gene Ontology annotation, biological process: regulation of DNA-templated transcription; circadian rhythm. Gene Ontology annotation, cellular component: nucleus.